Molecule: messenger RNA, 1939 nt
Organism: Zophobas morio
Lineage: Eukaryota; Metazoa; Arthropoda; Insecta; Coleoptera; Tenebrionidae
Exons: 3
Coding region: 52-1611 (519 amino acids)
Biological process (GO): protein localization to ciliary inversin compartment
Cellular component (GO): ciliary inversin compartment
Molecular function (GO): protein binding
Source: RefSeq, a predicted model, not a curated record
CACAAUUACCGUUGCUAAUAACAUUGCGGUUAUCUAUUUAGUGAUAUUUAUAUGAAGAUGUUGUGGAUAGACUACAAAAAUAAAGCCUACGAAAUAACCCCGGACAACCCAGUCGAGUAUCAUAAGGCACAACUAGCCACCGCUGUCCUUGAAAAUGACCCAAAUACCUUAAGAACCUUGUUGGCCUCAGGAGGAAUCGAUUAUGUCGACUCCACAAACAGCACUUUGCUACAUCUGGCAAUCGACUUUGACCAAUCUGACAUUGUUGACGUACUCCUGGCCACAGAUGGCGUCCCCAUCGACGCUGAAGCUGAACAAACCCCAGGUUUCGGUGUCGAAACACCACUUCUUUUCGCUAUGAGAUUCGACAAAGUAGAUAUAGCAAACAAAUUAAUCCACAGAGGUGCGGACAUAAAUUUGGUCGAUAAAUCGGGCAACUCGGCCCUGUAUUAUUGUUUAAACGCGUGGCCAAAUUGCCAUCUCGAAACGGCAAAAACUUUAUUAGAGAAAGGGGCGGAUGUUAACUGCGCAGAGGAAAAAAAUGAUCUGUUGACGAGCGCUUGUCAGAUGAAUCGGGUGGACGCUAUUCACCUUCUUUUGUUUUACGGGGUUGAAGUACUCAAACCAGAAAGAGGAAAAGUCACACCGUUUGAUGUAGCACGUCAAGAAAUACAAGAAGUUCUUUUCGAUUACAUUUUUGACGGUGACAAGUACGACAUGCGUUUGAAGACAUUGGCUAGGAUGAGGACUUCUCUUUUGGAAAGAAUCGCGGAUUAUAUUUCUGACGUUUGGUACUUAGAUGACGAAUACGAGGAACUUCUUAUGUACGAAGUUGAAAUAAUGGAGUCGUUUUGUUUGACGUUGUUAAUGGAAAGGUUCGGCCAUGUCGUAAAGUACAUACUGAAGAACUACCCCACGUUUCAGAUGUUUAGCUCGAACGAUGUUAGAUCUGUAAACAAUUUUAGUGCUUUAGUAAACAGCGACUAUUGUGUUUACGUCGUGAAAUACAUAAAUAAGUAUAGACUGAAGGGUGGACUAGUGGAAUAUGCAACUGUUGGUGAUUACGUUGCUCAUUUGUCGACAAUGAAAGAUAACAGUCGAUUGCUGGAUCUAGUGACACAGUUGGUUCUACAGGGUGUUCGCUUUAAUCAACUGGACGCCGGUGUGGUGUAUCUCUACUUCGGGUUUUGCCCUUUGUUCAAAUACAUGAUUAUGGAUCCAGAGCUUACGAAGACAGGAUUACACCAACAAAAAGUGUUGAUAGCGCAGUUAAUUUACGACGUGAAAAUGACUGUUAGGGAUUUUAUCGAGCAGUUGACGGAUUCGCGUUUGUGGCAUUUGGAGUCUUUGGAAUUCGCUUUGGAACAGUUUUGUGACCAGCGAGUCAAAGAAUACGGAAUGAAAUACAAUAGGCUGAAAUGUGAAGAGAAAGUGGAGAAGUUGCCACAGGUGCCUCUAUUGGUAGAGUUGGCGAGGAAUGUGGCUCGACAGCAUAUUAUCGACUUCUAUAAAGUGGAAAACUUUAAGACGUUUAGUGAAGUUCUAGAGACGCUUCCGAUUUGUAAAGAAAUUGUAACAAUUCUGACUUUCGAAAAGAAAUUGUAUAGUUGAAUGCUGAACUAAAAUGUUUUUGUGUUCAAAUAAAAAGUAUUAAUUUUGUUAAACUUACAAUAAUUUUUUAGUGAUUUAAAUUUGAAAUCUCGAUAAUUCAGCGGUCGAUUCCAGAGAAACGGUUCGAGUUAUCAAAGAAACGAGGCCGGAAGUGAGUUCAAGAGCUCGAAAUCUACAAGAAAAUGUAUUUAGUUAAGUUUCGAAAAUGUCAAAAUUUCACCGAAAUUUGAAGAAGGGGGGACCAUUGGAAAAAUUUCACUUUUUAAAAAGUUGUCUAAAAAUUAUGAAAAAAUUCAGGGACGUAGAUCUCGACAUGCUGAUUCCAAAA